Dermatophagoides farinae (American house dust mite) is the source of this 1757-nucleotide messenger RNA. Lineage: Eukaryota; Metazoa; Arthropoda; Arachnida; Sarcoptiformes; Pyroglyphidae. The record is from RefSeq and is a predicted model, not a curated record.
AUUUCAUUGUUUUUAGCAUUGUUUGAGCAAUAAUUAAUCUCUACUAUAUUACAUACACAUUCCAUUGUCAAGUGAAUUUACAUUAACUAAGUGAAAAUUGUAUAUUUGAUUAAUUUGUACUUGAUCUGUAUUCAAUCAAUUUUUUUUUUGUUGUUACCACUUACGGUUAUUAUUUUCACAGAUGUAUAUGAAAACAAAUCAAUUGUACAACAACAAUCUGAUCGACCAAAAUCAUCAUUGCCAGCAUCUAGGAAUUCAUUCGUUUUAGAUAUGGAUGAUGAUAAUCAUAUUCAUCAUGUUCGCCAUCAACAACAUCAUCAUAAAUCAGCAAAUAUAGAUCAUGGUGAUUAUGGAUUUCCAACAUUAGAUUCAAUUCAUUCGACUAUCGAAAAAAAUCAUGGUGGCCAUUCGCCUAAUUCUGCUGCUGCUGCUGCUUCUGUUAAUCGAAAAUCAAUCACACGGAAAUCAAGUUCAAUCAUGUUGAUCACUUUAUUUGAUACGUUGAUAUUAAUGAUGAUGUUAGCAUUGGCCAUUAUUUUAAGAUUUACCGAUGAAAUAAAACCAAUAGAAACAUGGUUUUCCAAACGAUUGGUCUGUAUGUUUCCUGAAUUAUAUAGCUGGCCAUUCAAAGUGGUUUCCAAUACGGAAGGUGUACUAUUGUUCGACAAACUAUCUAGCACUGAAUUUCUUUUUUUUCUUUUCGUUUUCAUCAUACCAAUUGCUGCCAUUAUCUUUUUGGAACUAAAUCGUCUUCUUAUUCGUCAAAUAGUUCAUGGAGAUCAUGAUGAUCACGGUGAAUCAAUCAUUGUACCUAAAAUAAAUUUAUCAAUUCCGUUGAGUGUACGUCGUACAUGUCGUAUUCUGGCCGGUUUCAUUCUUGGGUUAACUGCAUGCAGUAUUAUUGCCGAUUUUGUUAAAUUACAAACGGGACAAUACCGACCAUUCAUUUUGGAUAUCUGUCCAGAUUUUUGUCAUGGAAAAAUAGUCAACUCUAACAUAACUUGCUGGAAUAAUAAUUCCAUCGCCGAUGACCAACGAAUCGAUGUUCGCAAAUCAAUGCCAAGUAUUGUGGCCACAUUAAGUUCAUAUACGGCUAUAUUUCUUGUAUACUAUACGACUGCAGCAUUGAAUUAUCGUGCCACAAAAUUAUUUCGAUUGUCGUUGUCCGUUGCCAUUAUUGUUAUCGGUGUGUUGUUGUCCAUGUCACGUGUUACCACUUAUCGUAAUCAUUUAUGGGAUGUAUGGGCUGGAUGGCUUAUUGGAUGGCCGUUAGCUUACUAUAUUGUUUGGUAUCAUUUGAAUGGAUUUUCUAAUCGUCUAUCCAUUAGCAAUUUAUUUUCGGCUAAAUAUCAAUGUCGUUGUAAUCGAAGUAAUGUUCAAGAUUCAUCCAUGAUGACAUCAUCGAUUAAUUGGCUUCCAUUCCAUAUACCUCGUGUACAGACUAGUGCCAAAACCGCUAAUGAAAAUGUGUCCCGUAUUCCUAGCUAUCUUAAAUCGAAUUCCGGUCAAGUUAAACAAUCACCAACAACACAUUCGAAUGCCUACAUUAAUCCUGCAUUCAGUGCUGACGAUAACAAUCCAGACAACCAUUAUCAUUAUCAUUCAAGUCGAAUAAUUCUUGAUUCAAACAAUAAUCAAAUGGUUAAACGAGAUGGCCAUCAUCAAAAACGUCGAUCACAAAUGCGAACAUUUGCCAAUUGAACCAACAACAACAACAACAACAAUCACAUACAAUCAGCAUCCUUUGAACAAAAAAA